Molecule: messenger RNA, 2221 nt
Organism: Prorocentrum cordatum
Lineage: Eukaryota; Dinophyceae; Prorocentrales; Prorocentraceae
Source: the annotation of a GenBank genome assembly
CAGGACGGCGGCGACGGCGGGGCUGCAGGGCCUUCCGGGGCGAGGAGGGUUGCGCGGCUUCCAGAGGGCGAUCCUACCCUUUGCACCCAAGUGGGCCCGAGCGCAGGGAGCACCUCCGGCGCCCCCUCGGCGCCACGUGCUUGUCCAUUCCUUUCCCUCGCCGCGGCGCCGCCCGUGCGCCAAUGAAGCUCCGCGUCCUCGGCAUGCUGGCGGCGCUGCUGGGCCUGGCCGGGAGGGCGGCCGCCUCGCGCUGGCUGCGCUCGCACUCGGGCGCCAAGAUGGCACACCAGCACGAGGCCCUGCUCUUCGCCCGAGCCUCUGCGCACGCCGGCUCGGGCAUGCUGGCGAUGGAGGCCGCCCGCGUCGUGCACAAGACCGCGUACUGGGGCUCCAUGUCCCUCGGCUCGCCGCCGCAGCACUUCAGCGUGAUCUUCGACACUGGCAGCGGCAACCUGAUAGUGCCGGACGCGUCCUGCAAGACGGCGGGCUGUGCCCCGCAUAAGAAGUACAGCUCGCACGCCUCCACCUCCAGCAUGGCUGUGACGAACGAGAAGAACGAGGGAUCCUCGGAAAUCACGUUCGGGACUGGGCAGAUUGCGGGUGACUUCUACAAAGACAAGCUGUGCAUUGGCGAGUCCCUGUGCAUCGAUGCCAAGUUCAUCGCUGCAGACCAGAUGUCGAAUGAGCCGUUCCAGGAGAUCCCCUUCGACGGCAUUAUGGGCCUGGGGUUCAAGGAUCUGUCCAUGGGCGAGGGCUUCAACAUCGUCGAUGACUUGAACGACAAGCAUGUCGUGCCUGGCCCUGGUGGAGGCAGCGUUUUCUCUUUCUACGUCACGGACGGCGACGACAGCGAGGUCACCUUCGGCGGCUACCGAUCGGAGCGCCUCGCGUCGGACAUCGUCUGGGCGCCAGUCCGGGUGCAGUCGUGGUGGCAGGUCGGCAUUGACGACAUCACGUUCAACAAUCAGCCGAAGAAUCUGUGCGACGGCGGCUGCCAGGUGGCCGUGGACACGGGCACGUCCAUGCUCGCGGGUCCUUCGGAUUUGGUGGACAAGCUCAGCACCAUGGUCGGCGCCAAGGACGACUGCUCUAAUUUCGACUCCCUGCCGAACUUGGGGUUCCAAAUCGGCGAGGUUGUGCUCAACCUCCGCCCGGACGACUACAUGGACCGCUCCGCGUCCGGCUGCUCCAUCUCUCUCAUGGGCCUGGACGUGCCCCCUCCGAAGGGCCCGGUGUUCAUCUUCGGCGACCCGUUCCUGCGGCGCUUCGUCACGAUCUAUGACCGCUCGAAGCCCGCCGUCGGCUUUGCGGUGGCCAAGCGCGUGGGCGAGUCCACCUCGGGGCUCAUCGCCCACGUCGGGGGCGGCAGCAGCCCCAAGGGCGCCGCUGCGGAGAACGCAAAUCCUUUCGCAGUGGACCUCCACCUGAGCGCAGGGGACAUGACCGGCGCUCCUGCCGCUGGCGACAGCGAGGGCGGCUCGUCGGAGCCCGCGUCAGCGGACGCGUCGGCAGCGGCAGACGUGGGAACGCUCGCACCUGUGACGCAGCCGACCGAGACGAGUGCCCCGACUGCACCGGCAAGCAUGGACACCGGCAGCACGCCUCUCCCGGCCGCUGCGGCCGCCGACGGCAGUCCCAGCACCACCUUCAACUUCGUGGCAGACGAUCCCAGCCUGGCGCUGCAUUUUGACGCGAGCGACGGCACGACCACUGGCCCCUCCGCGCCCGACAGCGGCGUGGUCAGCACCACCGACAACGUGUUCGCCCACGAUGACCCCCUCAAGGCCUGGAUGGGCCUUGACGACAAGGUCCCCACGACGGCGACCUCCGCUCCCGCAGCCAGCAGCGGAGCCCACCAGGAGAUGUCCGCGGUCAAGAGGGAGGAGGAUGCCGUCAUGGAGAUGCGCAGGAUGCUGCGCGACGGCUUCCUCAUCCAGAAGGCCAGCCGCGAGUUUCGCCACCUGGUGUCGGUGAAGCUGUUCCGCAGCGACAGCCCAUCGGCCGCGCUGCAGGUGAAUCGUAGCCGCCCGUCGCACUGAACGGUGGAGGACUUCUGGUCUCCGCCGGCUCCUGGCGAGCGAUGAACAGAGGGAGUAGUAUUGAAUGCAGCGCUCACCAAGUGAUUCGCAGGAGUAGCAUCCGCGCUUGAGGAUGUUCAGCACCGCUCGCGUGACGCUACAGCACCUGGUUUCGGAGAAAGCUACUCGUGCUCAAGGUGACC